Messenger RNA from Rana temporaria (common frog), 4033 nucleotides. RefSeq names its product tigger transposable element-derived protein 1-like. Bases 1839 to 3800 code for a protein of 653 amino acids. The transcript is spliced from 4 exons. The record is from RefSeq and is a predicted model, not a curated record. NCBI's taxonomy places the organism in Eukaryota, Metazoa, Chordata, Amphibia, Anura, Ranidae. Gene Ontology annotation, molecular function: DNA binding. Gene Ontology annotation, cellular component: nucleus.
AUACCCCGCUUUGCGGACACUCACUUUACGUACACUCGCGAGUACGGACAUGCCCGCAAGUGUACGUAAAGUGCCUCGCAAUUACGGACAUUCCCGCGCCGCGCAGCUGCAGUAUGAUCUGGAGGGCGGAGCUGCCGCCCAGAGUUGUGAGGGAAGAGGCAAAACGUCCUGCGCGUUGCCAGCAAGCCAGUCCAGCAUUGCCUGUCGGCCCAGAGGUGCUCAGCAUAGGUGCUCAGCAUUGCCUGUCAGCAAUCCCAGCGCUGCUCAGAGGUGCCGCCAGCCCAGAGCUGUUCACCAGCCACAGUCUGCAUAAUCGUAAGUACCGUACGCCCCCCCUGCUAUUGGCCCUGACCCCCCCCCACUACCAGCCCUGGACCCACAUCAUAGCCCCUUGACCCCCCCACUGUUAUUUUCAUUGUUACAGGUACCCAUCGUGCCUGCCAGCCCAGAGGUGCCCGUCAGCCAGCACCAAGGCCCAGAGGUGCCUGCCAGCAAGCACCAAGGCCCAGAGGUACCCACCAGCCUGUCAGCAAUCCCAGCGCUGCUCAGAGGUGCCGCCAGCCCAGAGCUGUUCACCAGCCACAGUCUGCAUAAUCGUACCCAUCGUGCCUGCCAGCCCAGAGGUGCCAGUCAGCCAGCACCAAGGCCCAGAGGUGCCUGCCAGCAAGCACCAAGGCCCAGAGGUACCCACCAGCCUGUCAGCAAUCCCAGCGCUGCUCAGAGGUGCCGCCAGCCCAGAGCUGUUCACCAGCCACAGUCUGCAUAAUCGUAAGUACCGUACGCCCCCCCUGCUAUUGGCCCUGACCCCCCCCACUACCAGCCCUGGACCCACAUCAUAGCCCCUUGACCCCCCCACUGUUAUUUUCAUUGUUACAGGUACCCAUCGUGCCUGCCAGCCCAGAGGUGCCCGUCAGCCAGCACCAAGGCCCAGAGGUGCCUGCCAGCAAGCACCAAGGCCCAGAGGUACCCACCAGCCUGUCAGCAAUCCCAGCGCUGCUCAGAGGUGCCGCCAGCCCAGAGCUGUUCACCAGCCACAGUCUGCAUAAUCGUACCCAUCGUGCCUGCCAGCCCAGAGGUGCCAGUCAGCCAGCACCAAGGCCCAGAGGUGCCUGCCAGCAAGCACCAAGGCCCAGAGGUACCCACCAGCCUGUCAGCAAUCCCAGCGCUGCUCAGAGGUGCCGCCAGCCCAGAGCUGUUCACCAGCCACAGUCUGCAUAAUCGUAAGUACCGUACGCCCCCCCUGCUAUUGGCCCUGACCCCCCCCACUACCAGCCCUGGACCCACAUCAUAGCCCCUUGACCCCCCCACUGUUAUUUUCAUUGUUACAGGUACCCAUCGUGCCUGCCAGCCCAGAGGUGCCCGUCAGCCAGCACCAAGGCCCAGAGGUGCCUGCCAGCAAGCACCAAGGCCCAGAGGUACCCACCAGCCUGUCAGCAAUCCCAGCGCUGCUCAGAGGUGCCGCCAGCCCAGAGCUGUUCACCAGCCACAGUCUGCAUAAUCGUACCCAGCGUGCCUGCCAGCCCAGAGGUGCCCGCCAGCCAGCACCAAGGCCCAUAGUUGCCUGCUAGCCAGCAUCAAGGCCCAUAGGUGCCUGCCAGCCAGUACCAAGGCCCAGAGGUACCCACCAGCCAGCAUCAAGGCCCAUAGGUACCCACCAGCCAGCACCAAGGCCCAUAGGUGCCUGCUAGCCAGCAUCAAGGCACAUAGGUGCCUGCCAGCCAGUACCAAGGCCCAGAGGUACCCACUAGCCAGUACCAAGGCCCAGAGGUGCCUGCCCAGCAUUGCCCAGAGGUGUCCGCCAGCCAGCCCAGCAUUGCUUGCCAGGUAGGCAUUGAGUAAUGGCAGAUAGUACCAAAAAAAGCCGUAAAUCAAUUACUUUGGAUAUGAAGGCUAAAAUGAUUAAGUUGUAUGAUGAAGGUGUAACUCAAGCUGAAAUAGGCCGAAGGCUAGGCUACACUCGGACUACAGUUAACACCGUCAUAAAAAACAGAGAAAAACUUCUUGCAGAAAUUAAGAGUGCUACACCUGUUAACACAACAACAAUUCGAAAAAGAGAUAGCAUUGUUGCAGACAUGGAGAGACUCUUAAUACUUUGGAUAGAAAAUCAGACUACACGUCAUGUUCCUGUCAACCAGGCAAUUAUACAAACUAAAGCCUUAAGUCUGUUCAAUGACCUGAAGGCUAAGAAAGGUGAGACAGCAAAGGAUGCAGAAUUUUCUGCAAGCCGUGGAUGGUUUGAUAGGUUCAAGAAAAGGUCUAACCUACAUAACAUUAAAAUACAAGGAGAGGCAGCUGCUGCAGAUCAUAAGGCUGCAGAAAGCUAUCCAAGAGAGCUUGCCAAAAUUAUUCAAGAUGGAGGCUACUCCAUGGAUCAGAUUUUUAAUGUGGAUGAGACUGGUCUAUUCUGGAAGAAGAUGCCUGCAAGAACCUUUAUCGCAAUACAGGAAAGAUCAAUGCCAGGCUACAAGCCAGCUAAAGAUAGAAUAACCCUUCUGUUAGGUGGCAAUGCUUCUGGUACCUUAAAGCUAAAGCCUUUGCUAAUUUACAGAUGGGAAAAUCCAAGAGCUUUGAAGAACUACGUUAAAACUAGGCUUCCAGUGCAUUGGAGAGCUAACAAAAAAGCAUGGGUUACUGCAGCCCUUUUUGAAGAUUGGUUUGACACCUGCUUUGUUCCAGAGGUGAAAGCCUAUUGCAAGGACAACAAUAUCCCUUUCCACAUAUUGCUGCUUGUUGAUAAUGCCCCUGGACACCCUCGAACACUAGAUGAGCUGAACCCUAACAUUCGAGUGCAGUUCCUACCACCAAAUACUACCUCACUACUGCAGCCAAUGGAUCAAUGCGUCAUUGCCGCCUUCAAGUUAAACUACUUAAAAAGAACAUUCAUUAAGUGUAUUGCAGCAAUAGACAAAGAAGAAGGAGACGGUAAAGAAGUCCUAUCCAAAUUCUGGAAAAGCUACAACAUCUUGGAUUGCAUUAAAACUAUAAGAGAUGCUUGGAAUGACAUAAAGGAAACCACAAUGAAAAGGGCCUGGAAAAAAUUAUGCCCACAGUUAGUUGAUGAUUCAGAAGGCUGUGAAGAUCAUGUAGCUACUGUUACUGAAAAUAUUGUAGAUAUGGCAAGGCAGUUAGAGCUGGAAGUGGAGCCAGAAGAUGUUGCUGAACUGCUUGCGUCCCACACAGAGUCCCUCAGCAAUGAAGAUCUUCUAGAACUUGAAGAGGAGAGAGAAGAAGAUGUGCAGGAUGGGGUUGAGAUCAUUGAUCAUCAGCCUGAAGGUUUAACAACAAAAAUUCUCUUUGAAGCUUUCCGUCAUCUUGAUAGCGCCAUGGCUCUAUUUGAAAAGCAUGAUAGGGAUUUUGAAAGAAGUUCCAAAGUCAAUGCUAACAUCUCAGGGGCUUAUGCCUGUUACAAAGAAAUCUACAGGGAGAAAAAGAGAGCUACACUUCAAACCUCCAUAGAAACAUACUUUUCUAAAAGUCCAUCAGCACGCGGAUCAUCAUCAACUGACAGUCUGUUUCCAGCUCUGACAUCACCACCGUGUCCUGCUCCUAUUGCUACUUGUAGUACACCCAAUUCUCCAGCAAGAAAGCGCCUCAUUUUUGAAGACUUGACUUGUGAAACAGAAGAUACCUGCAUACCUGACAGUCCAUUUCCAGCUCUGACAUCACCAUCAAGUCCUGCUCCUACUCUGAUUUCUUCUUGUAGUACACCCAUUUCGCCAGCAAGAAAGCGUCUCGCCUUUGAAGAUUUGACUAGUGAAACAGAAGAUACCUGUAUGCCUUCACCCUUCCUACCACAAUGAAUUAUCUCAGCUGCUCUGGCCUUGCAACAACGAGAUGGGGUAAGCUUACAAUUUUUAUUUGAAUAUUGUGUUUAUUUUAGUUAUCAAUGCAUUAUUCAUAUCAGUUAUGCUUGUAAAUGACUAUUGCAAUGCAGUGCACACAUUUAGAAGUGAAAAAAGGUAUUGCUUCACUUUAAGUACAUUUUCGCUUUACAUACAUGCCCCGGUCCCAUUGUGUACGUAAAAGCGGGGUA